AUGCGAUUAUUUGUCUUGCCGAGGUUGGGGAAAUCGACUAGCGCAAGUCCACACCCACAAGCGGAGAAAUUCACGGCCCUCGACAAUUUCUUUUCUCAAGCAUUCAGCGCAGAGCCAUACCAACAGAAUUUUAACUUCUUUUGGAAGACUGUAGCAAUCAUGUCCAAGAUCACAGUCGCCGGAGUGCGCCAGAAUGUCGAGAACCUUCUCAACUACUCUCUCAAUGAGAAGAAGCGUAACUUCAACGAGACCGUUGAGCUUCAGAUCGGCCUGAAGAACUACGAUCCCCAGCGUGAUAAGCGUUUCUCUGGCACCAUCAAGCUGCCCAGCGUUCCCCGCCCCAACAUGGCCAUCUGUGUUCUUGGUGAUCAGCACGAUCUUGACCGUGCCAAGCACCACGGUAUCGAUGCCAUGUCCGUUGACGAUCUCAAGAAGCUCAACAAGAACAAGAAGCUCAUCAAGAAGCUUGCUCGCAAGUACGAUGCCUUCCUUGCUUCCGAGGGUCUGAUCAAGCAGAUUCCCCGUCUCCUCGGUCCCGGUCUGUCCAAGGCCGGCAAGUUCCCUACCCCCGUCUCCGCCGCUGAGGACAUGGCCGCCAAGGUCACCGACGUCCGCUCCACCAUCAAGUUCCAGCUCAAGAAGGUUCUGUGCCUCGGUGUUGCCAUCGGCAACGUCGAGAUGGACAAGGAGGCCCUCGUUGCCAACCUCAUGCUCGCCAUCAACUACCUCGUCUCCCUCCUCAAGAAGGGCUGGCAGAACGUUGGCAGUCUUGUCAUCAAGGCUUCCAUGUCCCCUCCCCACCGUGUCUACUAG
This is a messenger RNA of Penicillium roqueforti, 813 nucleotides long. Its product is annotated as 60S ribosomal uL1 domain-containing protein. Bases 1 to 813 code for a protein of 270 amino acids. The transcript has 5 exons. The record is from RefSeq and is a predicted model, not a curated record. Lineage: Eukaryota; Fungi; Ascomycota; Eurotiomycetes; Eurotiales; Aspergillaceae.